GUGGAGGAUCUCAGGGCGUCGGCGCAGUCCGCUCGAGCCGUGCACGAAAGUUCUGCAGCGGAAGCUGCCCAGAAGAAGGGAGAAGCGCAGGAACUGGCCGGAAAAUGCCAAGCCCUCCGAGAGAGCAGGCGGCAGCUUGAGUCAGAGCGCCGCCAGAUCUUGGAGGAGAUUCAAGACAUCACGGCGACGGAACGGCAGAUCGAAAUGGAGAGGAGAUUGACCCGGGUGUGCACGGACCUGUCACACGCCGUGCCUGGUGUCUUCGGCCGAGUCGUGAAGCUCUGCAACCCGGUUCAGAAACGGUUCCGUGUGGCGGUCAAUGUAGCGCUGAACGGCCACCUGGAUGCCGUCGUCACGCAGACGGUGGACGGGGCUCGCUCCUGCGUGCAACACCUCAAGGAUGGGAUGAUGGCCCCGCUGACUUUCCUGCCCCUGGACAACCUGAAGAGCAUGGUCAUGGACCGACGGCUCCACGAGGCCCUGCAAGGCCGCAUGAAGCUGCGUCCGGCUCUCAGUUGCAUCUCCUUCGAGUCCCCGUUGAGUCGUGCUUUCGACUUCCUCCUGUCGGAUGUCGUGAUUGCCGAUUCCUUGGAUGACGGCCGAGAGUUUGUCUUCGGCGUUCUGAAGGAGUUGGGCCUGAAGUGCAGGGUGGUGACACUCAGCGGGGAGGUGAUCUCUCGGGACGGGAACCUUGCU
Molecule: messenger RNA, 696 nt
Organism: Symbiodinium necroappetens
Lineage: Eukaryota; Dinophyceae; Suessiales; Symbiodiniaceae
Source: the annotation of a GenBank genome assembly